AUGGCUAGACUCCAGAAUCAUCGAUACGCAAAAUAUAUCGGGCCCACAGACGAACAUGACUUUGCACUUUUAGAGCUCCAAUUAUACGACGACAUCAAGGGUAAAAGUCCCGCUAAUCAUGGAUCCUUCCGCAAAGUUGGCCCAAACGAGUUCUUCCAUCAAUAUACCGACUCGAGUUCUCCCAAUUACGCUAGGGAGGUUAAGGAGCUCGACAACAUCGAACAGAUCGUCGCUCCUCAUGGUGAUGCUCUAAUCCGACUCUACUUCCGGAUCGUCCACCCCAGCUUUCCGAUUUUACAUAAGAAAGUUUACCUAGAGAAGUACAGUCGAACACAUCGGGACUUUUCUCCUCCUCUACUUGCCGCUAUCUAUAUAUUAGCUUUAAAUUGGUGGUCCUACAGUGCUGAACUUACGACGCUGACCAAGCCAGACGUUACUGAACUUGAAGAUAUCGCUUAUCGUACUUUGCAAGAUGUCUCGCAUCGAGCAAAAUUGUCUACGGUACAAGCAGGUCUCCUAUUGUUGCAACGACUAGGUAGCAAUCAAGCUUGGCAGCUAACAUCUCAACUUGUUGCCAUCGGCCAAGAUCUCGGACUGCACCUAGAUUGUUCAAAUUGGCGAAUACCGGCCUGGGAGCGAGCGCUCCGGAAACGACUUGGAUGGGCACUUUUUAUGCAAGACACUUGGUCCGCUUUGAUAUACGGACGACCUCCUCACAUCUCCUCCAUGAACUGGGCUGUGCAGCCUAUGAUCAGCAGUGACUUCCUAGACAGCGCGGUAGAUGAAGAAGAAGACGAGAGUAUAGAGGUUGAAAAAGGCAGGGCCCUCUUUAGCGCUAUGAUCACGCUCACAACAAUGCUUGCAGAGAUCCUAGAUUCACUAUAUUCAUUGAAGGCAGAAAUGGAGAUCAGGAAAUCCUAUGACAGCAUCAAGGCGACUCUUAAUCGCGCGAAGCCAAUUCAGCUCAAGCUACGGUCAUGGUACGCGGACAUACCAGAGACACUUCGUAUGGACGCCACUAAAGUUGGCGAAUUGAGCUCCGUGGGUUACUUACACCUUGCGUACUUUGCCACUGAGAUCACUCUACAUCGACGGAUUCUACGCUCACUAUCACGCAAUACCGAUCCUUAUAUGAUUCAGAUCUGUCGGUCCGCCGCGAAAGCAAGACUUAUUAGUGCUAUGGACUUUUUUAACAGACUGAGGCCCGAGCACCUUCAAUCCUUCUGGUACUUCUCCUCUAAGUUUAAUUUCGCCUUGAUUGGUACGUUUGCUGGGUUGUGUUUUGUCACUUCAGUGAGUCAGGAAGAAGCAGAAUUCUAUCAGAGACGGCUGCAGGAAUACCGAUGGACGCUGAGGGUAUUUAGCAAGAGUGCUGAGUUUCUGGAGAUUGCCGGUGGUAUCCUGGAGUCUGCAGUGGGAUCGUUGCUAAAAGCUACCGACUCAAUUGAGAGCCGGCGACUAUCCUUUCCAAUGCUCCAACAACAGCCUGAGGACGACAUCGCCAUAGAACCCUCCUUCCCUAACACGGAUGAUGCCUCCUUUGACACUCCGAUGGAAGAUUGAUACCGAGGGCCGGGCGACUGUUGAGAUUUUCUGCCCAGCACACCGCCAUGGUCCAAUACUCUGAACAACUCCGGUCGCUGCAGUAUUUCGACGUCGCUCUUGUAAGGCUCGCCUACAGCAGGAGAAGCCCGGAUAACAUAGCCGAACCCCUGACAUGCAGCUUGACGUGCUGAAAAGGCACGCCAGCCAAACCACCUUUUCAAUGCCGUCGUUAACCAAAGAACGGCAAGGCUUUUAGGAUGAGCCUCGAUCAUGGGCAGCAGUCAAGUCCGUCUACAAGGGCGUGCCUGGAUUUACCAGCCAAAGUUAUGAAGUACUUGGCUGGCUUGGCUGGCUGGUUGGUUGGCUGGCUGUCGACCCAAAAGAGAGUUGAAUACCCAACGUCGAACGCAGAGUGGGGAAUUGUGCAAGCCGGAGAGGCUCUGAAAAGUGACAAUUCAUCUUCCUGUUCUCGGCAUUUUAGGUGUUUAGGCCGCUGUCCUUUUAGCAACUCGACUUCCGCUCUACGACACCCUUGGAGGCGGCGUUGGUGCUGUUGGAUGAAUAACUUGAUUGAUUGUAG
This is a messenger RNA of Cladophialophora immunda, 2125 nucleotides long. RefSeq lists its product as uncharacterized. NCBI's taxonomy places the organism in Eukaryota, Fungi, Ascomycota, Eurotiomycetes, Chaetothyriales, Herpotrichiellaceae. Gene Ontology annotation, biological process: DNA-templated transcription. The transcript has a single exon. Gene Ontology annotation, molecular function: zinc ion binding; DNA binding. Gene Ontology annotation, cellular component: nucleus. The coding region runs from base 1 to 1563 and encodes 520 amino acids. The record is from RefSeq and is a predicted model, not a curated record.